This is a messenger RNA of Camponotus floridanus (Florida carpenter ant), 1724 nucleotides long. RefSeq names its product probable medium-chain specific acyl-CoA dehydrogenase, mitochondrial (gene Mcad). The transcript has 10 exons. The record is from RefSeq and is a predicted model, not a curated record. Lineage: Eukaryota; Metazoa; Arthropoda; Insecta; Hymenoptera; Formicidae. The coding region runs from base 356 to 1609 and encodes 417 amino acids. Gene Ontology annotation, molecular function: flavin adenine dinucleotide binding; medium-chain fatty acyl-CoA dehydrogenase activity. Gene Ontology annotation, biological process: medium-chain fatty acid catabolic process; fatty acid beta-oxidation. Gene Ontology annotation, cellular component: mitochondrion.
UGUUAUCUGGGUGCCUGCGUCCUGCGUGCACUGCGCGUUCAGGAUAUGUCCGUUUGGACACAACGACUGCAAGCAAUUUACGAGCAAAUAUGGUAUCCAUUUGCAUGUGAUUCGCUGGUGUACAUGAGCUUAACCAACUUGCGGGCAAAACUCACGCAAACCGCGUACACAGUUUAUAUACAUAAGACGCGCAAACUUUGCGCGCAAGGAAUGUUAUCUGGGUAAACGUGUCUUAUCAUUCUGUUUGAUUUUGAUGAGUAAAGCAGAAAGGCUUCAUAAUAUCUAUUAAAUAAAAGCUGUAUUUAAUCAUAGUAUUUGCCUGUUCUUCAUUCUGCUACAAUUUAAUACUCCCACUAUGAUGCUCAAAAAGAUAUUCACUCCAACAGUAUACAAAACAAUGGUACGUUCAUACUCAGCAGCUGCUGAAUCCGUCCAAGGAUAUAAUUUUGAAUUAUCUGAUACUCAGAGAGAAAUGCAAGACCUAGCCCGGAAAUUUGUUAAAGAAGAAAUUAUCCCAGUAGCUGCAGAAUAUGAUAGAACUGGAAAAUAUCCAUGGGAUGUAAUCAAAAAGGCAUGGAGCCUUGGUCUUCUGAAUAAACAUAUUCCACAACAUUGUGGUGGUUUGGAAAGUGGUAAUUUCGAUGGUUGCCUGGUUACAGAAGAAUUUGCUUAUGGUUGUACAGGAAUAACAACUGCAAUAGAUGCUUCAAGUCUUGGACAAACUCCAGUCAUCAUAGCUGGAACCAAGGAACAACAAAAAAAAUAUCUUGGAAGACUUGUAGAGGAGCCACUUGUUGCGGCAUAUUGUGUUACUGAACCUGGUGCAGGCUCUGAUGUAGCAGGCAUUAAAACUAAAGCUGUGAAGAAAGGGAAAGAAUGGAUAAUUAACGGCACAAAAAUGUGGAUUACAAAUGGCGGUGUUGCUAAUUGGUAUUUUGUAUUGGCGAAAACAAAUCCUGAUCCAAAAGCUUCAGCUAGUAAGGCUUUUACAGGUUUCAUCGUAGAACGUGACAGUGAUGGUUUAACUCCAGGUCGUAAGGAAAUGAAUAUGGGACAAAGAGCAAGUGACACACGAAUGGUAACAUUUGAAGAUGUUCGUGUUCCUGAGGAGAAUGUAUUAUUGGGAGAAGGUCAAGGUUUCAAGAUAGCUAUGAAAACUUUUGACAGAACUCGAGCAGCGGUUGCAGCCGCAGCUGUUGGUUUAGCUCAGAGAGCUCUGGAUGAAGCAACGAAAUAUGCAUUGGAACGCAAAACAUUUGACAGACCGAUAGCAGAGCAUCAAGCUGUUGCUUUUAUAUUGGCUGAUAUGGCUAUUGGUGUUGAAACUUCCAGAAUGUCAUGGAUGAAAGCAGCUUGGGCUGCUGAUAAAGAAUUAUCAAACGCUACAAUGCUCGCAAGUAUUGCAAAAUGUUAUGCCGCUGAUGUAGCUAAUAAAUGUACUACCGACGCUGUACAGAUUUUUGGCGGUGCAGGAUUUAAUUCCGAAUAUCCAGUAGAAAAACUUAUGCGUGAUGCCAAAAUCUAUCAAAUAUACGAAGGUACUUCGCAGAUUCAAAGGUUGAUUAUAUCACGUGCUCUUUGCAGUGAAGCUAAACAAAAAAAUAAUUAAGAGAAAUAAUCAUAUUAUAAGAAAUUAGAAUACAAGAUGUUUAAAUAUUUUCAUAGGAAACUUUACCAUGUAGAGUUAAGAAGCAAAUUUGAUAUUCUUUUUUAAAUUUUAUAAU